Molecule: messenger RNA, 975 nt
Organism: Aureobasidium namibiae CBS 147.97
Lineage: Eukaryota; Fungi; Ascomycota; Dothideomycetes; Dothideales; Saccotheciaceae
Product: 2-dehydropantoate 2-reductase
Exons: 1
Coding region: 1-975 (324 amino acids)
Biological process (GO): pantothenate biosynthetic process
Cellular component (GO): cytoplasm
Molecular function (GO): 2-dehydropantoate 2-reductase activity
Source: RefSeq, a predicted model, not a curated record
AUGUCUCGCAUACUGGUGUUCGGAUCCGGAAGCGUCGGGGUGCUCUACAGCUUUCUCUUGCACAAGGCUGGCGCCCACGUCGUCUGUGUAUGCAGAUCGAACUACCACACUGCACAGCUACAUGGUUUUACCAUAGCUUCAAGCGUCUUUGGACAGCACUCUUUCCAACCUGCCAUUGUCAGAUCCGUAGAGGAUGCUGUGUCCCUGGAUGAUCAACCAUUCGACUUCGUCCUGGUAUGCACAAAAGCAAUACCCAAAAGUCAAGCCUCGGUGGCUAAAGCUUUACUUCCGGCCAUGACUUCAGAUUCGACCUCUUUGGUGAUCAUUCAGAAUGGAUUGGGGGUUGAAAAAGAAUUCGCACGGCUUUCAUUCUCUGGCGCCAUUAUUUCCGGAGUCACCUAUUCGCCGACAUCACAAAUCGCACCAGGUGUAUACUCGCAUACAGAGACACAACGACUUGCCAUAGGAUGCUACCCCGCAGCCGAACACUCGAAGCACAAAGAAAGACUUUUCUCUCUGUCCGCCUUGUUGAAAGCAGGUGGCUCGAAUGUCACUAUCUGCGAAGACAUCCAGAUCGAGAGGUGGAAGAAGUUGGUCGGGAACACAACUUGGAAUCCAAUCUGCGCUCUCUCGAGAUGUCGAGACUUGGAGUUGUUGAACACAUCAUCGCUCGCUUCUGGCUUCGUGCGUAGAGUAAUGCAAGAAGUGGUGGCUGUCGCUGCAGCAUCUGGGUAUGCAGCCGCGAUCACUGAGGAAGUGAUCGAUGUGCAACUACUCAGGAGUUCUGCAAGAGAGUGGCCAGGUGUGGAGCCAAGUAUGAUGGCUGAUAUGCUUCUGAGUAAUAGAAUGGAAGUGGAAGCGAUCGUUGGGGAGGUCGUCAUGAUCGCAAAAGCUCUGGACGUGGAUACUCCUCGAUUGGAAACGAUGUAUGUUUUGUUGUCAGGACUCGACUGGUCACUACAAGCUCAACACUAA